This is a messenger RNA of Puccinia triticina, 4884 nucleotides long. RefSeq lists its product as uncharacterized. Gene Ontology annotation, cellular component: endoplasmic reticulum. The coding region runs from base 1 to 4884 and encodes 1627 amino acids. Gene Ontology annotation, molecular function: UDP-glucose:glycoprotein glucosyltransferase activity. NCBI's taxonomy places the organism in Eukaryota, Fungi, Basidiomycota, Pucciniomycetes, Pucciniales, Pucciniaceae. The transcript has 24 exons. The record is from RefSeq and is a predicted model, not a curated record.
AUGAAACGACCGCGCGGCCUGCGAGACCGACUGGCCCUGCUGCUCGCUCUGGGCGUCCCAGCACGAGCCGGCUCGCCUCCGAUCACGGUCUCGAUCCAAGCGACAUGGCCGGAGCCGGCGAUGGUAGUCCAAGUCCUGGAAUCGGUUGCGCUCGAGCGCCCCGGGCUGUUCUUCCCCUCGCUGGACGCGGCGUGCUCGGCCUGGGCGGAGACGGGGCCGGCGCCGCCGGCCACCGACCAGCAGACGUACGAGCAUCUCGUCGGCCUCCUCCGCACCCCCGGCCUGCUCGACCGCCCCGCCGAGCUCGAGGCCCUCGCGUUCAGCAUCGCCCUCAAGGAGGCCCACCCCGCCAUCGAGGCCUUCCGCGCCUGGUACUCCUCCCUCCCCCCCACUCUCACCCGCCCUUCCGACGCCCAUAAUCACAGCUGUCAGAGCUGGGCACUCGUCGGCUCGGCCAGAGUCUGCGACUUCUCAAAGCUCUCCGAAAUAUUGGAUUCCAACGAUUUCUCUCAAACAACCCAUGCCCAGCCUCAAGUUCUUCCCUUCGACCAUCAGCAGGGCCAGGCAUCAGGAAAAACGCGCUUACCGACGGUGAUCCUGUAUGCCUCCCCGGACCCGCGCUCGUUUUGUCCCUUCCACCAAGUGCUGCACAAAGCAUCCACGACGAUCCCGGCGAAGGCCGCGUAUAUCUUCCGAUGGAUAAUACCCUCUGCCCCAACGGCCGCCUCCAAGUCUUCAGCCAGUCUUUUGAGCGGAUGGGGCGCCAGUCUAGAUAUCAAGAAGUCGGAAUACUUGACGCUCGAUGACCGCCCGGUGGAGUCCGCCUCCAGUGAGGACCCCGCGCAAGUAGUUCUCGAUGGUCACCCCGCGGCAGCGACGGAGACGGCGCUCGAUUCUUCGGAGCAGGCCAAGCUGAAGCCGUUGAAGGCGGCCGAGAUCUUCGAUAUCGGCGCCAAGGCCACUCAGCACGUCCUUUCGUCGCCUUCCCCUCUGUCGGCUUUGCGGCGGCUGACGGAGGACUUCCCGCUGAUUGCACACACGCUUGCGAACGAAUGGGUGCCUGGAAGGAUCUCUCGAGAGCUGCGCCUCGAGCUGAAAGAGAACAUGGCCGAGGGCAUCCCUCCCGGCCAGUCGGUGGUCUGGAUGAACGGCCUGCAGCUCUCGCCUCUGGUCUCCCUGGAAAACCUCAACCUCUUCAAGCUCGUCGAGAUCAUGCGCAGCGAACGGCGCUGGAUCACUGCUCUGACUGCCCUAGGCUUCACCUCCCGCCAAGCCCGCGCGCUGGUCGUCGACGAGAAGCUCAACGCGGCUAUGAACCCCGAAGCGGUAUCUGCUGCAUCCGCUGGCGGCGAGAUCGACGCCAGCGCGUUGGGCGCACGGUUCGAUGCGAGUGACCGGCAAGAGGGCGGCGGGGCGAUCCUCUGGUUCAACGACCUGGAAAAGGACGAGAGAUAUUCCAUGUGGCCGACCACCCUGCGUGCAAUUCUGCGACCCACAUUCCCCGGCCAAUUGCACCCCAUCGGCCGGAACAUCAUCAACGUCGUCCUCGGCCUCGACCUCACCCGGAGCCAAAACCUGCACAACCUCGGCCACGUCAUCGAGGUCUUCAUCUCGCGCAGCUUGCCCAUCCGCUGGGGCUUCGUCCCCAUCCCCACCAAGGACCCGGCCCAGGCAGAGCGAAUGACGCGAUGCUUUUGGGACUUGGUCGAGGCCUUGGGGCCGAUCGAGACCCUGAGAUUCGUCAAAGAGUUCACAGCAGAGUUCGAGCCCGAUGCGGGAACGGUGGAUGUUGAGGACUUCCUUGCCAAGGCUAGCCAACGCGUCUCGGCCACAAAUGGGUCCCCCGACGAUGCCCCCUCUCAGGACGAGAAGUUCGCCGUCUGGCUCGCCAAGUCUCAGCUGUACUCGUCCAGACUGUCGCUGUGCUCGAACGACCACAGUCUUCCAGCCUGCAUGAUGAUCAAUGGGCGGUUCUUCCCCAUGGAAGAGAACUAUCGCAGCCAUUUGCAAGAGACGGCGACGCUCCAUACGGGAUUCAUCCAGCAUCAAGUGUACUUCAACUUGUUGAAAGACGAUGCGGAUGUGGCCGAGUACCUCUACGAUCUUCCCUUAGUCCAUCGUGCCCGGAACGACCUCGUGUUCCCCUCUGAGGCCCGACCCCUGCGGUUCGUCGACCUGGCCGAGACGCUUCGAUCCACCGACGCCCUUGCAGCUAAUGUCUUUUUCCACAACCAUGAUGCGCCUGGGGACGAUGAUGCGGCGCGCCCCAUCGCAUCCUUAUGGGUCGUCGGAGAUCUCGAUUCCAGUGGCGGAAUGGCGGCCGUUGCAGCCGCAUUGGGCGUGCUGAUGAAGCCGUCCCCCGACGUAUCUGUGCAAGUCUCCUUCGUCCAUGUGUCUUCCGACGAGGCUGAGACAUCCGCGGAGAUAUCGGCCGGCUUAGCGACACACAUCACUGGCUCUGGCGACGAACCGGUCGCCGUCCAGGAUCUGCUCGCCCAGCUGAGGCGUCAUGGCCAUCCAGUCGCCGCUCCAGACCCGCAGGGCACGUCCGCUGUCUCCGACCAUGACACCGACGAGUUGGUCUUGAGAAUCGUUCGCAGAAAUCGGCUGCAUCGCGCCCCCACAAAGAGCGCCGCAUGGGUCGGCGCACAGCAGUUUGCAAGCGCCGUCCGCGCCCAAAGCGGUAGCAUCGCGAUCAUCAUCAACGGCCGGGUUUUGCAAGUCUCUUCUGGCACAAAGCUGCUCAGCGAAGAUCUCGUGCUGCUUGUUGAGUACGAAGCCCAGCAGCGCAUCACGCCGUUGGUGGAAGCGCUGAAGGGUCUGGACGAAUUUGAGUUCGGCCGACACCGAGCAAAUGUGCCGAUGAUCAUGGCCACGGUCGGGUAUGUGUUGGUGGGCUCGAGCGACGACUCGUCUUCUCCCGCGGAGACCCGCUCGGACAAGCAUCUCUCUCGCAACGGCCGCUAUUCAUCGUAUCAACACGGUGACCAUGCAAAGGCGUUGUUCGACUUCAGCGUCGUCCUGAAUCCCGCUAGCGAGGCUGCUCAGCGAUGGUCGGCGCUGCUGGAGACUUUAUCGCACCGCUCGGAUGUCGCGAUCAAGGUUUGGUUCAAUCCCUCUUUGGAGCUCACCGAGCUCCCAAUCAAGCGCUUCUUCAGGACGGCCAUCUCGAAUUCUUUGGAGUUCGACAAGAACGGCCGAGUCGUCCCGGCGCUGGUCAGUUUCCAGGGCAUCCCGACCGAAACACUGUUCACAUUGGCAAUAGACACCCCGCCGGCUUGGCUAGCACUUCCCCAUGAUUCGAUCCAUGACCUCGAUAACAUCAUGCUUUCGGAGCUCCCGGCGGCUUACAGCUCUCAGGGAGUCGAGGCGAUCUUCCAGCUGGAGCACAUCAUCUUGGCUGGCCACGCACGCGAGGUGCCCAGCGACAUCCCGCCGAGGGGCCUGCAAAUAGUGCUAUCAGACCUGCUCAGAAAUACCGAAGUCGACACGAUUAUCAUGGCCAAUCUAGGGUACUUCCAAUUCAAGUCUGCGCCGGGGAUCCAUCGUCUGUCCAUCCGUCCCGGACGCAGCCUGGAGCUGUAUCAGUUCGAGAAGCCUGAGUCGGGCGGGCCGGAUGCCGAGCCUUACCAGGCUUUAUCCCUGGCCACCUUUAACGGCUUGACCAUCUACCCUCGCGUCCGCAAACGCCCCGAGAAAUCCGCCGAAAGCCUCAUCCAGCCGCUCUCGACCUCCCCCACCUCUUCCCGAAAAGGCCCCGCGGGCGAGUUUUCCAAGCUCAUGGGCCAGGUCAAAGAUCUAGCGACGGGGAUGCUCAAGAGCCAUGGACUCGAUCUCGCCAACGGCACUUCGCGCUCAGUGAUCAAUGUGUUUACGGUUGCGUCGGGACUGCUGUACGAGCGUAUGGCGUAUCUGAUGUGUGUCAGUGUGAUGCGACACACCACGAGUCCGGUGAAAUUUUGGUUCAUCUCGAACUUCCUCUCGCCUUCCUUCAAGCGCUUCAUCCCUCACCUGGCCCGCGAGUAUCGCUUCGAUUACCAGCUGGUCACUUACCGCUGGCCCUCCUGGCUGCGUGCGCAGAAGGAGAAACAGCGCGUGAUCUGGGGUUAUAAAAUCCUCUUCUUGGACGUCCUUUUCCCCCUAGAGGUCGACCGGGUCAUCUUUGUGGACUCCGAUCAGAUCGUCCGGACGGAUUUGAAAGCGUUGGUCGACCUCGACUUGGGGGGAGCGCCCUAUGCGUAUGCGCCAAUGUGCAAUGACCGGAACGAGACCAAGGGAUUCCGAUUCUGGGACACUGGAUACUGGAAGGAGAGUCUCCAAGGCCGGCCGUAUCACAUCAGCGCGCUGUACGUCGUUGACUUGCGGGUCUUCCGAACCGUCGCUGCGGGCGACCAACUGCGUCAACACUAUCAAGCCCUGUCUGCCGACCCUGGAAGCUUGGCUAAUCUCGACCAAGACCUGCCCAACAACAUGCAAGGAAUCCUCCCCAUAUUCACCUUGGAUCAAAGUUGGCUGUGGUGUGAGACGUGGUGCUCGGACGAAGGCUUGAAGACGGCGAAGACGAUAGAUCUAUGCAACAACCCGUUGACGCACGAGCCCAAGCUGAAGCGGGCGCGUCGACUGAUCCCGGAAUGGGACGCCUACGACCAAGAAGUGGCGGGGUUGGCGAGCCGGGUGAAGAAGAAUACGCACGGCGAGGACGACCCGGCGGCGAUGAUCACCGUCCAGGCCGGCCAGAAAAUCGACGACGACGAGCGCGCAUCCACUGCGCCUGCAGAAGAGGAUGUCCUCCCGGAUAGCCAACCGAGCAAGCAUGGCUCUGCAGACGACCAUCAACAUUCGCCGGGUGGCCAUGACGGUGGGGGCAGUAGGGAUGAACUAUGA